Bolinopsis microptera is the source of this 1401-nucleotide messenger RNA. Its product is annotated as digestive cysteine proteinase 3-like. Bases 25 to 1302 code for a protein of 425 amino acids. Gene Ontology annotation, molecular function: cysteine-type endopeptidase activity. The transcript has 5 exons. Lineage: Eukaryota; Metazoa; Ctenophora; Tentaculata; Lobata; Bolinopsidae. Gene Ontology annotation, cellular component: lysosome. The record is from RefSeq and is a predicted model, not a curated record.
AUCCGAAUCCGUAUUCGUGUCAAAAUGCUUCGAGUAUCCGUGCUAACUAUCCUGCUGGCAGCAGUUGCUGCUGUUUUGGUGGAUGAUGCUACCCUUGAUAGCAUGCUCCAGAACCCGAGUGAGAUGGGAAAGGUUUUCGUUGAGUUCGAGGAAAAAAACCAUCGAGGAAGUUCCCAGGAAGAGAGAUCCAUGAGAUUCAGGGCUUUUAGGAAGCAUGCUCAGGAAAUCUCCGUCCACAACCACGGAGACUCCACCUGGAAAGAAGGCAUGAACCACUUUGCUGACAUGACAGAUGAUGAACGUCACUCCUUCCUUGGUCUGAACGUGACCAACGUUCAGAGAAUGGAGAAAAGACAAGAAAGAGAAGAUGAAGGAUCAGACGAUGGAGCUGCAGACGAUGAACCUCUUGCCAGGUCCUGGAUAAGAGUUGGAGCGGUCACUGAGAUCAAGAACCAGGGAAGCUGUGGGUCCUGCUGGGCGUUUGGAGCCAUGGGAGCCCUAGAGGGUGCCUACAAGCUCAAGACUGGUGUUCUGCGAAACUUCGCAGAGGAGCAGAUGCUGGACUGUACCUAUCCGGAAAGAGACGGUUGUGGUGGCGGGUGGAUGAGGGAUGGUGUGGAUUCAGUUCGAGUGGCUGGAAAGCUAGCUAGCACUGCUGAUUAUCCUUACCAAGGUGCUGAUGGUAGUUGCAGUUUAGAAGAAUAUCCCAACUCUAUGGUUGGUGCUAACGUGGAGGCCUACGUUGAGAUAGAGGAGGGUGAAGUUCACACAAUCCGUGCUCUGUCUCUGAGACCCCUAGCAGUGACGAUCAAUGUCCGUGACUCCUUCUUCGCCUACACUUCCGGGAUUUACCGGGACAAUACCAGAACUAGUUUUCCGAACCACGCUCUGACCGCGGUAGCCUACACUGAACAAUACAUCCUGAUUAAGAACUCCUGGGGAUCAGAGUGGGGAGAUGACGGUUUCAUUAAGGUUGCGAGAAACUACGAUGGGUGUUCUUUCCACAGGUUUGUAGGAUACGCGGUGCUCUCCUAUAGGAGAGGUAGCGAAGACAAUAACGAAUCAGACAGGGCGACUGACUAUAACGCUGGGGACGACGAGGGACCUGAUCCUGGUCCUGAUCCUGAACCUUGUGUGGAGACUUUCACAGGUUGCAAAGAGAAGUUCUGCAAAUACUCGCUGAUAAAGGAGGCUUGUCCGAGAACAUGCGGAGACUGCAAUGACGAUGCCGAUGGAGACUGUCCUUCAGGAACCAUCCGUUGCGAUGAUGGGGUCUGCCGUCACGAGCACAUGUGUCAUUAAUACGUGACCUGCGGUGAUUAACACGUGGCCUGGUGAUCGAGUGAUUCAACAUUCUCACCCAUUGAGUUUAUUUUUUUGAUUUGUUAGAAUUUGUGCAAA